Messenger RNA from Hypomesus transpacificus, 4331 nucleotides. RefSeq names its product cartilage intermediate layer protein, nucleotide pyrophosphohydrolase. Bases 275 to 3811 code for a protein of 1178 amino acids. The transcript has 9 exons. The record is from RefSeq and is a predicted model, not a curated record. NCBI's taxonomy places the organism in Eukaryota, Metazoa, Chordata, Actinopteri, Osmeriformes, Osmeridae.
CAGCCAGAGCUAAAGAGUAGGAGAGAAGGCAAAUAGAGAAGGUGUGCAAGCUAAGCAGUAGACGACAGUAAUAGAGAGGUCCUCUCCAGACUCUCUACACUACAACACAGGCGCUCCCAGAGAGCAGAAACUUAACACUACUCACACUGAGGUUCCUGUCCACAUCAGGGCUGUUGUGCAGCGGGACCAGGUUUGGAACUCUUGGCGUGUCGGGGUCAUCACCACGGGUCAGGGGUCAGGGGUUAAGGGUUGGCAGCAAAGGUCAGCAGCCAGAAUGGGCCAGUCAGCGUGGGUUCUGUUCCUGAUCCUGGGAAUCACCAUGAAGACGACUACAGGGCAAGGGACCUGGAGAAGGGACAGCUCCAGAGUCUCCACAGAGAGCAACCCUGAAAUCUAUCAUACUGACGAUGAUUAUGAGUGGACCACCUGGUUCAACGUGGACCACCCAGGUGGCCGUGGUGACUAUGAGCAACUGGACGCCAUCCGGUUCUACUACCGGGCUCGAGUGUGUGUGUCCCCGCGGGCUCUGGAGGCCCGCACCACAGACUGGGUCCCGGCCCGCAGCACGGGGGAGUGGGUCCACGCUGACCCCGCCCUGGGCUUCUGGUGCUCCAACGCAGAGCAGGCGCCCGGCAGAAACUGCUCCAACUACGCCGUUCGUUUUCUGUGUUCUAAAGGCAGCAGUGGGUCAGCACCGGAGGUAUGGGGUCCUUGGUCGGGUUGGAGUGUGUGUCCAGCCCAGUGUGGCCAGGUUGGGGUCCAGGUCCGGUCCAGGAUCUGCCAGGCCCAGAAUCAGGCCUGCAGUGGGCCCACCGUGGAGGGGAGACCCUGCAAGGGCCCAGACUGCCCCGGCACAGGCUGUUCUCUUCAGUGCAUAAUGGGCAGAGUGAAUGUAGAGUGUGACUCGUGCAUGUGUCAGGAUCACCUGGUCCUGGGCUCUGUCCGCGGCGCAGGCGGUCUCCCCGCUCCUAGCGCGGCUGUCCUCCUCUCCUCCCUCUCUCCUGCCUCCAAACUCCUCACCCUGACGGACCACAACGGACACUUCAGGGUCCCGGGACUCUGCCCUGAUGGCAACACCACGCUGACCGUUUUGCUGAAGGACCACUCCCCCCACACGGUCACUGUGCCCCUCAGCUCUGAACACACCUCCGUGCUCAGCGUACAGCUGCAGAGAGCAGAGAAGCUCCAUGUGCUGAACAACCCGGAGAGCAAGUCCAGGAGAGUUGGUCAGACUGCUGCCUUCUGCUGCAAGGUGGCCGGCUCACCAGAGCCAGAGCAAUACAAAUGGUUCCACAAUGGCAACCUGCUGGAGAAGAACACAGACAGCACACUGGUUCUCAGAGAGCUGAGUCUGGACCAGGCUGGUCAAUACUACUGCAGAGCCAGCGGACCAGCUGGAGCCAUCAAGUCCAAAGCAGCCACGCUCACUAUCCUAGGUCAAAACGAGCCAUCAUGUCACCCCCUGCCUGAAUCCCACUUGAUCCGGUUGCCUCACGACUGCUAUCAGAAUGCCAGCGCCUCUCUCUACUAUGACGUGGGAAAGUGCCCCACAGCCUCCUGCAAUGGGCAGCUGGAUAAAGGCAUCAGGUGCAAGGACAGUGUGGCCUAUUGCUGUGGCGUGUCCAAGAUGGAGGAGCGUCAGCUGACGUGCCAGGGCUACAAGCUGCCCAUCAUGGUGGUGACCACCUGCGGCUGCCAGAAGUGUGUGGAGACCAGAGCCCUCGUCCGAGGGCGAGCUGUGGCUGCAGACACCGGAGAGCCAAUGAGGUUCGGACACAUCUACAUGAAUGGAGUCAGGGUGAGCCGUACGGGCUACAAAGGAACCUUCUCCAUCCAGGUCCCGCCGGAGACAGAGAGGCUGGUGGUCACCUUUGUGGACCACAUGCAGAAAUUUGUCAACACCACCAAGGUGCUACCGUUCAACACCAGAGGAGGCGCGGUUUACCAUGAGAUCAGGCUGCUGAGGAAGAAGGCUCCGGUCACAAUCAGCUCCAUCGAGACCAACACCCUGGACCUGGGGGAGGUGGAAGGUCAGGACCCCAUGGCCUCCAUCCAGAUCCCGCCAAACUCCUUCUACAAGCAGAACGGAGAGGUGUUUGUUGGGAACGUCCAGGCGUCUGUCACAUUCUUGGAUCCCAGGGACCUGUCGACCGCAACCGCAGCUCAGAGUGACCUCAACUUUGUAGGGUCUGAAGGUGACACGCUGCCCCUGCGGACCUAUGGAAUGUUCUCUGUGGACUUCACAGGUGCGGAGUCCGGAGAGGCACUGAACGCUGGCGAGGUGAAGGUGUCCCUGGACUCAGAGCAGGUCAAAAUGCUGGAGCACCUCAGCACCAUGAAGCUCUGGUCCUUGAACCCAGAGACGGGACUCUGGGAGGAGGAGGCCAGCCUGAAGAUGGAGAAGAAAAAACGCGGGAAGAGAGAGGAGAGGACCUUCCUGAUCGGGAACAUGGAGAUCAGGGAGAGGCGUCUGUUCAACCUGGAUGUUCCGGAGAACCGCAGGUGCUACGUGAAGGUUAGAUCCUUCCGCAGCGAGCGCUACAUGCCCAGCGAGCAGGUGGAGGGUGUGGUCAUGACCCUCAUCAACAUGGAACCGUCAGCUGGCUACUCCACCAACCCACGUGCCUGGGGUCGCUUCGACAGUGUAGUAACCGGGCCCAAUGGCGCCUGUCUGCCUGCCUUCUGUGACGAACAGAAAGCGGAUGCGUACUCCGCCUUCAUCAUGGCUAACCUAGGAGGAGAGGAACUGGAGGCUGUCGCCUCGUCUCCCAAACUCAAUCCCAACACUGUGGGCGUUCCUCAGCCAUACUUGGGCAAGCUCAAUUACAGAAGGACGGACCACGAUGACCCAAGAGUGAAGAAGACGGCCUUCAGCAUCCACGUGGCCAAGCCUGGCCCCAACGUGGCAGAGGAGGCCAACGGACCCGUCUACUCCUUUGAGAACCUGAAGGAUUGCGAGGAGGCUUCAUUCAGUGCGGCACACUUCCGUUUCUCCCGGGUGGAAGGUGAUCGCUACGACUACAACACUGUACCAUUCAAUGAGGAUGACCCAAUGAGCUGGACCGAGGACUACCUGAGCUGGUGGCCCAAGCCCAUGGAGUACCGCGCCUGCUACAUCAAGGUCAAGAUGAACGCGCCUCAUGAGAUUAAUGUGCGCUCACGCAACAUGGGAGGGACACACCCCAAGACAGUAGGCCAGCUGUAUGGCCUCAGGGACACACGCAGCAUUCGGGACAUGGACCAGUCCACGGUGUCGGCCGUGUGCCUGGAGUUCAAGUGCAGUGGGAUGCUGUAUGACCAGGACCGAGUGGACCGCACCCUGGUGAAGGUGAUCCCUCAGGGGAGCUGCAAGAGGGACAACGUCAACUCCAUGCUGCAGGAGUACCUGGUCAACCACCUGCCUCUAGCCGUCAACAACGACACCAACGAGUUCACCAUGCUGGCGCCGCUUGACCCGCUGGGCCACAACUAUGGCAUCUACACAGUGACGGACCAGGAUCCACGCACUGCCAAGGAGAUCGCCCUGGGGCGCUGUUUUGAUGGCACCUCAGACGGUACGUCCCGCGUAAUGAAAAGCAAUCAGGGUGUGGCGCUGACUUUCACGUGUGGAGACCGCGAGGUGACACGCCAGAGCGUGUUCCAGGCCUUGCAGAACUCCCCUGGCCAAUCCCUGACCAGCGCAGUGAGAGAGGGGCAAAGAAGACGCCAGAGGGGAGGAGCAAAUGCGGUCAGGAACAGCCAUAGGCGCAGUACCCGGGACCCAGCAGUGAGUUCUAGAAUAUCUGGUAGACGCCCCCAGACUUCAGGCUAGAAUUACACACUUCUCCUCAGGCCAGUUGUUCAGCUCCACACUCCAACUCACUAUACAACACAUGGGCCCUGUGCUCAAUCUUCCUUACUCUGAGAAAUCACUUUAAUUCACUGUGUGGUGAUCUGGGAAUGGGAAAGGAUGCAUUUUUGAGUAGUAACAGGCCCAAGUCAUUCAGGUAUAGCGGAUGAAUUUUAUAAUGCUGGCUGAUUCUUAUGUUAUAUUUUCAAACUGUUUGUACUGUUUUGAUAUAGCUUUUGAUAUAGAACUCUCACUUAUACAUUUUGUAAAAACACCAAUAUUAAUUCAUAACUGGAAAACUAUUAUCUACAACAGGUAUCUGUCCCAGGGAACAUUUGUCGGGAGGUUUAACAGGAGUUUAACAGUAAAUAUUAAUACCUUUUCUUCAUCUGUAGUGAGAUGAAUAUUUACUACUUGAAAUUGUAAAUAAAGGGAUAUUUAUUACUAGGUUGUAACCAUUGAUGUAUAAGUCAAACCCCCAAUAAAAAUGGAAACAAACAUG